Molecule: messenger RNA, 3402 nt
Organism: Pleurotus ostreatus (oyster mushroom)
Lineage: Eukaryota; Fungi; Basidiomycota; Agaricomycetes; Agaricales; Pleurotaceae
Gene: SMC6
Product: Structural maintenance of chromosomes protein 6
Exons: 22
Coding region: 1-3402 (1133 amino acids)
Biological process (GO): double-strand break repair via homologous recombination
Cellular component (GO): Smc5-Smc6 complex; nucleus; site of double-strand break
Molecular function (GO): damaged DNA binding; single-stranded DNA binding
Source: RefSeq, a predicted model, not a curated record
AUGCCCAAACGACGCGCGCAGGACUCAGACGAUGAGAUUGAUGGACCUUCUACGGCAGGGACUCCCGUCUCAAAGCGACCUCGUCCAGAUACUGAGGCCCCGAAACCAUCUCAGGCUCGACGCAAGGACAAGGGCAAGGCCAAGCAAACAGAAGAGAUAGACGACGACAGUGAUGAGAGUGAUGAGGAGGAAAGAGAGGAUCAAGAUAUCAAGAAUGAAGAAGAACAACAAUUCGAACAGGGCUACGAGGAUAUCAUCCGUGCCCACAUCGAAGCGAAGCGCAAAGUGCAGGGAGGUGUCGCAGAACAUGGAAUCAUUGAAUCCAUAGAAAUGCACCAGUUCAUGUGCCACAAAUAUCUCACUUUUGACUUUGGUCCUCAGAUCAACUUUAUCAUUGGUCAUAACGGAAGUGGCAAGAGUGCGGUCCUCUCAGCGAUUACUGUAGCACUUGGUGGGAAGACUACCUCUACUGGUCGAGGGAGUGGCCUCAAGUCAUUCAUCCGCGAGGGCCAGUCACAAUCAGAAGUAACGAUCACGAUCAAGAAUCAAGGCGAAGAGGCAUAUAAGCCUCAAGAAUAUGGUAAAUCAAUCGUUAUUACGCGAAGGUUCUCCAAAGAAGGCUCGUCGACUUGGAAGAUCAAGUCUAAGGACGGCCGUACAAUCUCGACUAAGAAAGAGGACCUCGCUGCGAUUUGCGAUCAUAUGAAUAUUCAAGUCGACAAUCCCAUGAACGUCCUUACUCAAGACGCGGCUCGUCAAUUCCUUUCUGCUUCCCACCCUAACGAUAAGUACAAGUUCUUCCUCAAAGGGACGCAGCUAUCCCAGCUUUCCGAAGAAUACGAACUUUGUUUCGAUAAUAUCAAGGCGACGAGCAGGGUUCUCAAUCAGAAGAAGGAAGCCCUCCCCGAUUUACGCGCAGAAUUCCGCGAAGCGACACGCCGAUUCGAAGAAGCCGCGAAAGCAAGGGAGCUGAAGAAGAAACAGGACGAGCUGAAGAAAGAACUUGCUUGGGCGCACGUGAAAACCAAAGAAUUGGAGAUGGAGAAGCAAAUGAAGGAUACGGCCAAGCUAGCCAAAGGUGUUCCAAAGCUUCAAGACCUUGUUGAUGGCGCCGAGGCGAAAUUCCAAUCAGCCACUGAGGAGGUGGCGCAAUAUGAAAGCGAAUUCAAGGAUCUGGGUGAUAUAGGCCACCUCAACGACCGAAAGAAAGAGUUACAAGAUCAAAUCCGAGCUAAUAAGAACAAGUUGACUGACUUCAGGAACGACGAGAAGCAGAUCGACUCCUCUAUUAAGGGCAUCAACCGCCAAAUUGAUGAAUACACCCAGCAGAUAGCCAUCGAGACUCGAAAGCUGGAAGUAGAUACACAGGCAAAGCGCGAAGAAGCCCAGCAGCGUUUGCAGGUCGCCAGAGAUGCAGUCACCGUUGCCGAAAGCCGUCUUGCAGAACAUCAGGAACAACGUCGCGACGCCCAACAGCGAGCCAAUGACUUGAGAGCCCAGGGCAUGGACAUUGAGACGAAGCUGACAACUACUCAGGGGCAUAUUACAGAGUUCCAGGAGCUGAUUUCGCAUUGUCAAAAGCAAGUGAGCGACGGGCUAUCUGCCUUUGGUAAGAAUAUGGAUGCCGUCAGAACACAAGUGAAAAAGAUGGCAUGGCAUGGCGACUUACCACUCGGCCCCCUUGGAGUUGGUGUCAAAAUUCGCGAGGAGAACAAAUGGGCUGCUGAUGUGCUUCGUGCCCAACUCGGUAAUCUACUAGUUGCGUGGGCAGUCACCGACGCCAGGGAUAUGCCAGCUUUGAAGAAACUGCUUCGCGAUAGUAACAAUGGUAACGUCAACGUUAUCAUUUUUGAGAAGGAUCUCUUCGACUACUCUCAGGGCGAACCUGCGGAGGGUAUGUUGACUGUGCUCCGCGCGCUUGAGAUUCCCGACCCUUACGCCCUGCGCAUCCUAAUCAAUCAAGCCAUGAUUGAGCGUAUAUUCCUAGCUCGUGACUAUAAGGAUGCGGACGAAAUGUGCAAAUCCUCUCGCCAGGGAGGGGUGGCGUGGACCGCGAAUGGCCUACGAGUGAACGUCUUCGGUGGUGGAGGUGGUCAAACCACGCAAUUGCAAACGCUUAGGGGCGGUGACCCAAUGAAUCUCCUACUUAGCGCGCGAGAUGUCGCUGUUGAUACCCAACAUUACCGACAAGAGCUUAGCAAACAUGAAGAGGAAUUCAAGCGUCUGACGGCGGAAAAGAAUCAACUCAAGACACGAUUCGGCGCGGCGCGGCGCGAGGUCGACCAGAUCAUGGCCGCGGAACGUAAGGCCGAUACAGAGGCACGCGAGGCAAAAGUGAUCGUAGAUAAUCUUUUGCAAGCGCAGAAUGACGAUCUCCCCGCCAACGUUGCUUCUUUGGAGGCAGCUAAACGCGAAGCUGAAGCUGAGAAGGAGACCAUAUUGGCUCAGUACACCGCAUUGACCAAGCAAAAGAGCAAGGUCGACGACGCUCAGAAACCCCUCAUGAUUGAGUUCAAUAGAAUCAGGGACGAAAUAUCGGAUUUCGAUCGAAAGGGGGAUGCGAUUCGCAACAAAAUCGAGAAUGCGGUGACUUUGCGUAUGAAGGCUCAGAGUGACAAGAACCAUUACCAGGCUAAGCUUCAAGCCGAGCAGCGGAAGGUCGACGAAGCUGAAGCCCAGGUCAAGGUUCUUACUGAAGAGUUCAUCAAUUGGACCGCACGAGCGGAAGAAUACUGCGAACGCGUAGAGAAUCCCCGAAAGCCAGACGAUAUUCAGAAAUCCAUCAAGGCCGUGGACCAGGCCUUGGCAGAUCGUGAAAGGAGACAGGGCUCUUCAGUGGAGGAACUGACGAUCCAAGUUAACAAGGCGAAAGCCAAGUUGGACCUUGUCGAAAGGGAUCUGAAAUCGAUGGCUGUAUUGAACAAGGCAUGCUUCCGCUUCUCUCCCGCUGAAUUUCGUCGACAUAUCGCCUUGCGCUGCAAACUCGUCUUCCAAUAUAACCUCUCUCAUCGUGGUUACUUUGGCAAGGUGCUAUUUGAUCAUGCCAACGGCACCCUCCAGCUCAAGGUACAAACAGAUGACAUGGCCGGUACGCAGGGGGCGCAGGACAAGGACCCGCGUUCUCUCAGCGGUGGCGAAAAGUCGUUCUCCACCAUCUGUUUGCUGUUGUCUCUUUGGGAAUCAAUCGGUUGCCCCUUACGCUGCCUCGAUGAGUUCGAUGUAUUCAUGGACGCUGUGAACCGUCGUAUCAGUAUGAAGAUGAUGAUUGAGACGGCCAACUCAUCUGACAAGAAGCAAUACAUUCUCAUUACUCCUCAAGACAUGACGAACGUUCAACUCGGUCCCACUGUCGUGGUCAAUAGGAUGCCCGAUCCUGAACGCGGCCAAGUUUCUCAAGCUUAG